AAAUAACCCUUUUCGACUAGUUUUAUUAGUUUAUAUAUACAACAAAAUAAGUUGACCUCGUUUUAAAUUGUUCAGCUGACCGUUGGACAUUGUAAAAUAUCCCCAAGAAACAUUUUAUGGUUCAUGAAAAAAAAGAUUACCCUCUUCAAAACUAUAAAAUUUGUCACGGUUGAGCCUGUAAUUUUACCCCUAUUGUGAUUCAAAUACACCUUUUACGAGAAUAGAAAAAAAAUCUUGUUUCUGAUACAUUUCUUAUUCAUUUGUUAACUAGUACAGGAACAUGCAACUUGUAUAUUGAUCAAAUUUUUUCAAACUAUGAUGAACAUAGAUAAAGUUGAUAAUCGCGAGUGCAUUUUAGAUUAUGGAGCUAAAAUAGAUGCAGCUAUAAUGAAAUCACUGCAUAAAGAAUAUGGAAUAAAGCAAGGUGAAUCUAAACCGAUUACACACAUAGAUUUUGCAGUUCAAGUUAAUAAUAACCAAAAUAGCCCAACAAAAAUACAUGAACAUUUUAAAAUUGAUAACUCAGCUUCUGCAGAUAAUGAUAUUAUUGGAAUGAUGUGGGAACCAGAAUUAGAUUUUGUAGAUGAUCCAGAAUGCUUUAAUGAGUUUAAAAGUUAUGAUAUUCCAAUGAGAUUUAUGUGUGGUGUGUGUUUAGGUCAAUUUCGCACUAGAUGUGCUUUAGAUAUUCAUUUCAGAGCUCACAGAGGAGAAAAACUAUUUAAAUGUGUAUUAUGUGAUAAUAUAUUCAACGAAUUAGCUACUUUAAAACAACAUCGAGAAUUACACAACAUAAAUGAAUUGGUUACAUGUGGAAUUUGUGGAUUAGUUUUUACAGAAAUGUAUCACAUGAUAAAACAUAAAAAAAAGUAUCAUUUUAAUGAAUAAUAAAACAAUUUAUUUGUCUAUACUCUAUAGACUUGGGAAAUAAAUACAUUUAUUAUACAAUGAAA
Rhopalosiphum padi (bird cherry-oat aphid) is the source of this 950-nucleotide messenger RNA. Its product is annotated as zinc finger protein 761-like. The record is from RefSeq and is a predicted model, not a curated record. Gene Ontology annotation, biological process: regulation of transcription by RNA polymerase II. Gene Ontology annotation, molecular function: RNA polymerase II cis-regulatory region sequence-specific DNA binding; DNA-binding transcription factor activity. Lineage: Eukaryota; Metazoa; Arthropoda; Insecta; Hemiptera; Aphididae. The transcript is spliced from 3 exons. The coding region runs from base 316 to 885 and encodes 189 amino acids.